Chara braunii is the source of this 3188-nucleotide messenger RNA. The record is from the annotation of a GenBank genome assembly. NCBI's taxonomy places the organism in Eukaryota, Viridiplantae, Streptophyta, Charophyceae, Charales, Characeae.
ACAGGAAUUCAAGAGGGGCAGAAUAAAGGUGGAGAGUCCAAAUGUGGUCUCGUAUAUCCCAAGAACGCAAGAGGUCACCAAUUGGAUGCUUACUAAGCGAUCGGACUUCAUAGAACUGGCGGGAGUUAUAUACCAUACAGAAUUUAAGCCAUGGAUGACUCGUGCGGAACUUAGGGAUUGGAGGAAGCUGGUGGAUCAGGACACGUUUUGGGUAGUAGCUGUCGGAGUCCCUCUUGAUGAGAUGGUGUUUAUUCAUGUUCACGUUGAGAGAGCCAUCAGCAAAAUCGUGAAGCGUCACCUUCCUGAAGCGGAUGAGUCUGAUCCUAAACUGGUGAACUUACGCUUCGACAUCGAGCCAUCCAACAGAGACUGCAUGAAGUAUAAGAUUUGGAUUCAAACACAUCAAGGGGACGUGCUGGAAGUCAGGCUGGCAAACGCCGACACGGAGUGGUGCGGGAGAUGCCCAGUCAUGGACCAGAGGCCCGGAGAAGCAGACGAGGCCUAUCAGGCCCGCAUGCUGGCCUGGAGUACCGAGACAAAGAAACAGGCAGAUGACGCUGUCGCAGCAGCAAAGAAGAAGGCAGAGGAUGCCGAGCAGGCACGUCUGCUGGCAAUUGAACAACAGCGCCAGCAUGACGAGGCAGGAGCAAGGGCUGCCGAUGAAGAAAGACACCAAUACGCAGGUCUGCCCAUUGAAAGGCAAGGGCAAACAGGGAAACUGAGCACCACCGAGACUGACUCGACGACACUCUCGACGCCUUCGGAACCGGUUUCUUCGCGAGUAAUCGGCCUUCAUUCCGAGGCGCACGCGGAAGUCGAUAGUCCUUUUCUUCUACUUUCUUUCGAGGACUAUGCUGCCCGGCUCGUUCCUACGGUGGGUACUCAAGCUCAAGGGCAAGAAGUGUGUGCGGUUUCUUCUCCGUCCGACAAUGGCGACAUAUCGUCUUCAAGUGGUUCUUCACGGGAUUUGGCACGCGAGUUCAACAUAGAGGCAUUGGACUCGCUCACGUCCGAGGACUUUGCAUGGCUUCCUCUCCCGACCACAGGCCGCUUGCCGGGACCGCAAUGCGCAACACUUAGCGGUCAUCUCCACACUUACUUAUCCUUCUAUGCACCACCAACUUCGCCGACGGAUGACGAAGUCGCGGUGGGGGACAUCCUGGCAUAUACUACCAAGGUGGACUGCGAGUUUCGCACGCAGCGGUACGAUGACAACAACGCACCGCUCAUAUAUAUCCGCAUUCAGGUUGGGCAAGCGUCCUGCAGCGCUUUGCUGGAUAACGGCGCGUCUCGUAAUUUCAUGAGCCAAUCCUUUAUGCAAAGGGCUGGCCUUGGCGCACAAGUUCAGAGGAAGGCAAACCCGACGGCGAUCAAGUUGGCGGAUGGAAAGACACAACAACUUCUCGACCGUUACAUCGAGGCCGUACCGGUCUACUUCGCACCUCAUGCAUGCGAACCGGUAACAUUCGAUAUUCUCGAUAUGGACUUCGACAUAAUUCUGGGAAUGCCUUGGCUUGCAAGUGCGGAUCACACGAUCAACUUCCACCGGCGGACUCUUAGCAUUCGCGACGCCUUCGACGCGGAAGUGGCAUGUACUAUUCCUCUACCGCACCCUUCGAUCCGGUGCCAAGUGGUGACGGCCAAAUCAUUCCGGGUGACUUGUACAUACGAGCGGCCCGAGGAGAUCGGCCUAUGUUUCCUACGGACCGUCGUGGUAGCCGAGUCGUCACCCACGGACUUGCCUUCGGACCCCCGUGUGGUGCGGUUGCUGGACGAGUUCGCCGACAUCUUCGAGUCAUCUACCGGUGUGGUGUCGGAUCGGCCGAUCUCUCACGAGAUCAUUCUUGAGGCCGGUGCCGUGCCGCCGAAAGGUUGCAUCUAUCGGAUGAGCGAGGAGGAGCUUGAGGUCCUCCGCGCACAACUCAACGAUUUGUUGGCCAAGGGCUGGAUCCGCCCGAGAAGCUCCCCAUAUGGAGCACCAGUCAUCCAAGAGUGGUCGGAGCCUCGGAACGUCACGGAUGUCCGCUCGUUCCUCGGUCUUGCCGGCUACUAUCAGUGCUUCAUCAAAGGCUACUCGAAGAUCGCGGCCCACUUGAACAAGCUUCAAUGCGAGGAUCGGCCGUUUGACUUCGGAGAGGAGGCGCGGGGAUCAUUCUUCACUCUCAAAGCCGCGCUAUUGUCGGCGGAGGUCUUGCGGAUAUACGACCCGCUCUUGCCUACGCACGUCACUACGGAUGCGUCAGGCUAUGACAUUGGUGCAGUCCUCGAGCAACAUGAUGGUGUGGACUGGCACCGGGUCGAGUACUUCAGCAAGAAAGUGUCCAUCGUGCAUUUCAUUGAUGAUGCACGCAAGAAGGAGCUCCUCGCCUUUGUCCACGCGCUCAAGCAGUGGCGACACUUCCUCCUUGGUCGAAGCCAAUUUCGCUGGGUAAUAGACAACAAUCCGUUGGUCUUUUACAAGACCCAAGACACCCUCAACAGCACCAUCGCUCGAUGGAUGGCUUUCGUCGACCAGUUCAACUUCUUUCCCGAUCACAUUCCCGGGAAGUCGAACCAUUUUGCGGAUGCUCUUUCACGGCGUCCAAAUCAUUGUACUGCGGUCUACUCAACCUUCAAGAUCGACGAUGACCUGCGGAACAGCUUCAUCCGCGGCUACCAAGCCGACCCCGAGUUUCGCGACAAGUACGCGAAUUGCUCCUUUCCUAAUCCGGCUCCUUCUCACUACCGGAUCCAAUAGGGGUACUUGCUUGUCCACACGUGGGGGAAGGACCUUCUUUGCGUACCGAGUGACCCUCACUUGCGUACACGGCUUCUUGGCGAGUUCCACGAUGCUCCCGCCAUCGGACACUUUGGAGUCAAUCGCACGAUUGGCCGACUUCGCUAGGGAUUUUGGUGGUCCGGCCUUCUCGGCGACGUCACGCGCUAUUGCGAGUCAUGCGAGGUUUGCUGACGUUGCAAAUCCCGCAACCAUCGUUCGUACGGCGAGUUACGACCAUUGCCAGUCCCGUUGAGGCGAAGGGAAGCGAUUGCCAUGGACAUUACCGAACCGUUCCCCAAGCACAAGACCGGAGUGGAUGACUGACUCACCAAGUUCGCCAUGUUUUUUCCUUGUCGCUAUCAUGCCAAGGCACCGGAGUUGCCCGAGGUUCUUUACACCGGUUGGAUUCGAAUAAAGGGUUACCCCAAGG